AUGUCUGCUCUGAGCGUCCCGCAGAGGACGGACGCACGCAGGUGCUUGCUGGCGGGUGCAGAAGCUGCAGCAUUCAGCUGCCCGCUAGUGAAUCGCGGUGCAAGAAGAGCCGUGCCGCCGUUCCGCGCCCCCCCAGCGGGGCUCCUGGUUAUCGGUGCUGGCCGCUCACCUCGUCUGGGCUGCGGUCCCAGCCUAUCCGGGCAGCGGGCGGCUGACGGCAGAGCCUCUUCCCCCGUGGUUCCUCCUCUCCUGCCCACCGACAGAAGCCAGAUGCCCGAAGCAGAGCAUUUGCAGGUCUUCCUGGGCGCAGGGCUGGCGCUGCUCUGCCUCAGCACCUUCCUGGGCUGCGCCGUGUGCUGGCAGCACCGCCGGCGCCUGGGCCCCCGCCUCGGUUGGCAGCGGCUGAUGGUGCAGCCGGGACCCCCUCCGCCCGCCGGGACGGUGCCGGUGCCCGUCCAGCGGCACGACGAGGAGGUGACAGCAGAAGCGCUGGGCGUCCGGCCGACGGGGGGUUCCCUGUCAUCAGCGUCACCCCACGGGGGCUUGGCCCACGGCAGAGCGUCCUUGCCCACCCUCCCCUCGCCGCCGCAGCCAGCGGGAGCGUGGCAGCGUCGCUGCACCAUCUCCGGAGCCCAGCCCCGCAGCGAGGAGAGCCCGCUGGCCCGCGCCGUCCCGGGACCCCUCGCCCCGCCGCCCUCCGGCCCCGACCCCGUGCAGCGGCCCCGGCUCCACUGCGACUUGUUCUACUCCCCGGCCAAGGCCACGCUCACCGUGAUGGUCCUCGGGGUCUCGCAGCUGCCCAGGGGGCUGCGGGGAGGCCGGUGCUCCCACGUCAGGGUGUCCCUGCUGCCGCAGGCGCCGGCGUCCCGGCCCGUGGCCGUGCGCCGCAGCAGCCUCCACACUGCCCGCCGGCAGCCGUGCCGCUUCUGCUGCAGCCCCGAGCGGCUGAGCAGCUGCACCCUGCGCUUCGCCCUCUACGCCAGGCUCAGCAGCCUCAGAGACUCCUUCGUGGGAGAGGUCCUCUUCCCCUGCGCUCAGGCCACCUGGGACCCCCGGGCACCUUCUAGCUACAGCUGGGAGCUAUCAAGCACCAAAACCAAGCUCAGAAAGAGUCUCAGCACCCGUGACACAGGCCACGGCACCCUCUUGCCCCAGCCCAAAUCCCUCGGCCAGCUCUUCCUGCUCCUGCAGCAUCAAGCCCAGGCUGGGCGCAUCAAGGUGCUGGUCUGCAAGGCGGAGAACCUGGGCCAGCUCUCGCGCAUGCCAGGCACACCAGGCCACUAUGUCAUCAUCCACCUUUACCACAAUGGCCACAUCAUUGACACCAAGGAGACCAAGUCCAUCAUGGGCUACAACCCCAUCUGGAACAUGCCCUUCCUCUUCAGCCUCCCCGGUGGGGACAUCCAGCAGCAAGACCUGUCCUUGGAGUUCACCAUCAUGCAGGCUCACAUCUACGGCCGCAGCUCUCUACUGGGCCGCGUGCAGGUGGGCCCCCGCACCCCCGGUGCCGGGAGGCUGCACUGGAGGGACAUGUGCAGCUGGGGACAGCUGGAGUCGGCGCGGUGGCACCACAUUCAGCCCAACGUCCUCGGCCCCUGA
Molecule: messenger RNA, 1599 nt
Organism: Colius striatus (speckled mousebird)
Lineage: Eukaryota; Metazoa; Chordata; Aves; Coliiformes; Coliidae
Product: synaptotagmin-5-like
Exons: 6
Coding region: 1-1599 (532 amino acids)
Biological process (GO): regulation of calcium ion-dependent exocytosis; cellular response to calcium ion; regulation of dopamine secretion
Cellular component (GO): synapse; axon
Molecular function (GO): calcium ion binding; phosphatidylserine binding; calcium-dependent phospholipid binding
Source: RefSeq, a predicted model, not a curated record